AUGGGUCUCGCAGGUCCUAGGAUCCGGCGAAAGCUCCAGCACGAUCCGAAUAAUACGAAAUGGAGCCGUGACGAGACCACCUUCGGUCAGAAGAUUCUGCGAGCUCAAGGUUGGGAGCCGGGGAAGUUUCUAGGAGCGCAGAAUGCCUCACACUCUCAUUUACACACGGCUGCGAGCGCCGCCCCUAUAAAUGUCCUCCUAAAAGACGACACCAUGGGUUUAGGUGCGAAGCCCCGGCACAAACAAAACACCGAAUGCACUGGCCUUGAUGUCUUCAAAGAUCUCCUCGGCAGACUGAACGGGAAGUCCGAAGAGGUAAUUGAAAAAGAGAGGAAAGUGAAGUCAGAAGUUAAGACUUGCUUGUACGUAGAGAGGAAAUACGGCACCAUGAGAUUCGUCAGUGGAGGCCUCUUGGUUGGAGACCAGAUGGCAGGAUUGACCAGCACGACUACCAAAACCGAAACUCCUGCAGAGGAUAUAAAGGAAGAGGGUAUCAAGGAAGAGGAUAUCAAGGAGGAAUCAGUCACCUCGUUGGAGGAUGUCCCCGAUCGCCCCGUGAAGAAACAGAAGAAGGAAAAGAAAUCCAAGAAAAGGAAAGCAGAAGACGUUGAUUCUGCAGAUGAGCCCGACGCCACCACUGAAAAAAAGCGAAAGAAGCGGUCAAAGGAUAACACCUCACAGGAUGAUUCGGCCAGUACUGUAGAGGCUGAAGGCUCUAGUAAAAAGAAGAAAUCGAAGAAGUCCAAACAGAAAGAUACCGAAGGAUCAGAGCCACACGAGUCGGAGAAAAAGAAGAGCAAGAAAUCGAAGCAGGAUGCUGAGCGCGAGGUUGAGAGCGACGACACGCCUAUUCUGUCAGAAGAAACCCGGGUAGAAAAGUCUAAAUCUAAGAAAGAUAAGAAAGACAAGAAGGAAAGGCAUAGGAAGAAGGAUAAGAAGCAAAAACAAUCAAACACGUCGAAUUCAUUAACGGAUGCAUCUAUUUCGGCGGACACUUCAACUCCUGCGUCCGGCACUACCCCCCAAGAGAGUGGUGCGUCGACGCCCAUUGGGACGGGCACUUCAACUCCUCAACCCUUUUCUGCGCGACAUUUGGCUCGAUCCCGCCACAUCGCAUCGAAACGGAUGGCCAUAGCCGAUUUACAAGCAAUGAAUCAAAUUUUCAUGGUGAAACCGGUUUGA
Daldinia vernicosa is the source of this 1182-nucleotide messenger RNA. RefSeq lists its product as uncharacterized. Gene Ontology annotation, molecular function: nucleic acid binding. The record is from RefSeq and is a predicted model, not a curated record. The transcript has 3 exons. Bases 1 to 1182 code for a protein of 393 amino acids. Lineage: Eukaryota; Fungi; Ascomycota; Sordariomycetes; Xylariales; Hypoxylaceae.